Ipomoea triloba (trilobed morning glory) is the source of this 1482-nucleotide messenger RNA. Its product is annotated as ATP-dependent DNA helicase PIF1-like. Lineage: Eukaryota; Viridiplantae; Streptophyta; Magnoliopsida; Solanales; Convolvulaceae. Gene Ontology annotation, biological process: telomere maintenance; DNA repair. Gene Ontology annotation, molecular function: DNA helicase activity. The transcript has a single exon. The coding region runs from base 1 to 1482 and encodes 493 amino acids. The record is from RefSeq and is a predicted model, not a curated record.
AUGAGAGAAGAAUAUGAAAAGAUGGAGAUGAAAUUAACUGAUGAGCAGUUUGUUGUAUACGACACCAUUCUUAAGGAUAUACAAAAUCAGAACGGUGGGUUGUUCUUUGUAUAUGGUUAUGGAGGUACAGGUAAAACAUUUGUUUGGAAAGCAUUAUCUUCGAAGAUACGAUCGAGUGGUGAUAUUGUCCUAAAUGUUGCCUCCAGUGGUAUUGCCUCAUUGCUACUGCCAGGAGGUCGAACAGCUCACUCAAGGUUCGCUAUUCUAAUUGCAGUUAAUGAGGACUCCACUUGCAACAUUUGUCAAGGUAGUCACCUGGCGGAAUUGCUAAUCCAAGCCAAGCUAAUCAUAUGGGAUGAAGCACCGAUGAUGCACAAACACUGCUUUAAGGCUCUCGAUAAGACAAUGCGCGACCUCUUGCGGCACAGUGAUCCUAACAGCGUGCAUAAGACAUUCGGCGGGAAGACUGUGGUGUUAGGCGGUGACUUCCGACAAAUAUUGCCAGUCGUUCCUAAAGGUUCUAGGCAAGAUAUUGUUUCAGCUGCAAUCAAUUCAUCUUACCUUUGGGAUUCAUGCAAAGUACUACGGCUAACCAAAAAUCUGCGUCUUACAACACUUGAUGAUUCCGCUAGCAAGGAACAUAUUGAACAGUUUGCAUCGUGGUUGGCUGAUAUAGGAAAUGGAAUAUUAGGCGGACCUAAUGAUGGUCAUGGAAAAGUUGAAAUUCCUGAAGAAAUGUUAUUGCCAUCAAAUGGUGACUACAUAUCUACAAUAGUUGAUAGUGUCUUCCCAAUGUUCAGGCAGGGCGGGUCAGACUUACAACAAAUGGAGAAUCGUGCCAUACUUGCGCCAACACUAGAUGUGGUCAAUGCGGUCAAUGAAUAUAUGAGUGGUUUGCAUGUGGCUGAGAGCAAGACAUACCUAAGUUCUGACACAUUAUGUAAGUCUGACUCAACCAAUGGUAUACUAUAUGAUAUGCAUACUCCUGAAUUCCUAAACGGUUUGAAAGCUUCUGGCAUACCGAAACAUUCUUUAACUUUGAAGAUUGGUUCUCCCGUAAUGUUGUUGAGAAAUAUAGAUCACUCAAUGGGACUUUGUAAUGGUACAAGAUUGAUCAUUACUAGGUUAUCUGAUCAUGUGGUAGAAACAAAGAUUGUCGCAGGCCACAAUGCCGGUAACGUCGUCUUGAUACCAAGGAUGUCAAUGACUCCAACUGAUACAAGAUUGCCUUUCAAAUUUCAAAGAAGGCAAUUUCCUCUAAUGCUGUCAUAUGCAAUGACUAUCAACAAAAGUCAAGGACAGACUUUAACACAUGUCGGCUUACUACUAAAGAAACCUGUAUUUGUUCAUGGUCAACUAUAUGUGGCUGCUUCAAGGAUUAGUAACCCUAAUGGGUUAAAAAUUCUAAUACCCAAUGAAGGUGGUGAGAGUAGUAACUAUACUACGAAUGUUGUGUACCAUGAAGUUUUUAAUAAUUUGUAA